Molecule: messenger RNA, 693 nt
Organism: Leopardus geoffroyi (Geoffroy's cat)
Lineage: Eukaryota; Metazoa; Chordata; Mammalia; Carnivora; Felidae
Product: keratin-associated protein 12-2-like
Exons: 1
Coding region: 64-435 (123 amino acids)
Source: RefSeq, a predicted model, not a curated record
CAAGGAGCCUCCAGACGUCCCCGCCCUCCUCCCUCCCGGACACCGGCCGAGCCCCACGCCAACAUGUGCCACACCAGCUGCUCCGCGGGCUGCCAGGCUUCCUGCGGCUCCUCCGGCCCCUGCCAGGCGUCCUGCUGUGUGCCCGUGAGCUGCAAGCCUGUGUGCGUGCCCGUGAGCUGCAGACUCGCCGUGUGCGUGCCCGUGAGCUGCAGGCCCGCGUGUGUGCCUUCCUGCCAGUCCUCCACAUGCGUGCCCGUGAGCUGCAGACCCACCGUGUGCGUGCCCGUGAGCUGCAGGCCCGCGUGUGUGCCCUCCUGCCAGUCCUCCGUGUGCGUGCCCGUGAGCUGCAGACCCACGUGUGUGCCCUCCUGCCGGCCCUCCUGCCCCACCCUGGUCUGCAGACCUGUGUGCUGUAGCUCCCCGUGCUGCUUCUGACCAGGGGUCUCCUAACACCUGCUCCGGCGGCAGAGGGGGCCCCACCCGUGCCCCUCCGGUGAGGACCAAGUCUUCGCCGGGCCUCCGGUUCUGCGCGUGGCAGCUCAAACAUUCCCGACGAAUCGUCUGAACCCUGGGGCGAGGACGGAGCAGGACGAGCCGCAUCCCCCUGUGACCCUGCGUGUCUCCGCCAGGGUCCUUCUCUGUCUCCGGCAGGGAACCCAGCCCGUGUGAGCCCAAUAAAUCGUGCCUUCCUGA